CGGCUGGCGGGGGCGACGGGUGGAGGAGGCGGGGCAGGAGGAGGAAGUGGUCAGCGGUCGGGUGGCUGCGCCGGCCCGCGAUGCCGCUGCAGAGGUUGCUGCUCGCUGGUGCGCGCCGCGCGGUCUUCAGGUCCGCGGAGCCUGCGCUGCGGGGUUUGAACUCAAUAAAAGGAAACUGGCACAAUUUUUGUACUGCUGUUUAUAAAGAUGUAACUUAUGAGGAACUGAAAAACCUCUUGAAUUCCAAAAAAAUCAUGUUAAUUGAUGUUAGAAACACAUGGGAAAUUAUUGAGUGUGGAAAAAUCCCUGGGUCUGUCAAUAUACCAUUAAAUGAGGUAGGUGAAGCUCUACAGAUGAACCCAGAAGACUUCAAGGAGAAGUAUAAUGAAAUAAAGCCAUCCAAAUCUGACAGUCUAAUAUUUUCCUGUGCAGCUGGCCUGAGAAGCAAGAAGGCUCUGGACACAGCAAUAUCUUUGGGCUUUACCAGGUCUCAACACUAUGCUGGAGGAUGGAAGGAAUGGUCUACCUAUGAAGAUUCAGAGAAGAAACAAGGAAACUGAAGUUUGGAAUACAAGCUGGCUCUUGCCUUAUGUACAUGCAGCCUAGAGUUGUGGAAUGAGCAAAAGAAUAAAAAUCUAGCUCUGGCA
Molecule: messenger RNA, 647 nt
Organism: Myotis daubentonii (Daubenton's bat)
Lineage: Eukaryota; Metazoa; Chordata; Mammalia; Chiroptera; Vespertilionidae
Product: thiosulfate sulfurtransferase/rhodanese-like domain-containing protein 3
Source: RefSeq, a predicted model, not a curated record